Messenger RNA from Prunus armeniaca (apricot), 600 nucleotides. The record is from the annotation of a GenBank genome assembly. Lineage: Eukaryota; Viridiplantae; Streptophyta; Magnoliopsida; Rosales; Rosaceae.
AUGGGUGUAUUUGCUGUGGACACAUUGGACUUGUCUGAUACUGAAUGGUCGCCAGAUGACAGUACAAUAGUGAUAUGGGAUUCGCCUCUCGAAUAUAAGGUUCUAAUAUACUCCCCAGAUGGGAGGUGCCUUUAUAAGUAUCAAGCAUAUGAAAGUGGAUUGGGCGUAAAAAGUGUUUCAUGGUCUCCUUGUGGCCAGUUUCUAGCAGUGGGUAGUUAUGACCAGAUGUUGCGGGUUUUGAAUCACCUGACUUGGAAGACUUUUGCUGAAUUUAUGCAUCUAUCUACCGUCCGUGCUCCCUGUUGUGCUGCUGUUUUUAAGGAAGUGGAUGAGCCAUUGCUGCUUGAUAUGUCCGAGUUAUGUUUAAGUGAUGAUUUUGCACAAGGCAAUGAUGAUGCUUCUGAAGGACAUUUCAGAGUUAGGUACGAGGUUACAGAAGUGCCCAUUAGUUUGCCUUUCCAGAAGCCUCCUGCAGACAAACCUAACCCCAAACAAGGAAUUGACCCCAGUCAAUGCAAUAGCUCAAACAUGAAGAUAGGUCUUAAGAUAUUAUCUGGUGUAAUUACUCCUGUAAUCACUCCUGCAAUAUAUAGCCUUUAA